UAUUCAUUGUCUGUCAUUGAAGGUCGUAAAACUUUUCCAAGAGCCAGAAGGACUCAGGGGAACAGCUUCCGAUCACCAGUUAGUUUCAGUCCCACUGAUCACUCACUGAGCACCAGUAGUGGAAGCAGCGUCUUUACGCCAGAAUAUGAAGAUAACAGAAUGAGGAGAAGGGGAAGUGACAUAGACAAUCCUACCUUGUCAGUCAUGGACAUCAGCCCACCCAGUCGCUCACCACGCGCUCCAACUAACUGGAGACUUGGUAAACUGCUGGGUCAAGGUGCAUUUGGCAGAGUAUAUCUGUGUUAUGAUGCUGAUACUGGAAGAGAACUGGCUGUUAAACAAGUUCAGUUUGAUCCUGAUAGUCCAGAAACCAGCAAGGAAGUAAAUGCACUUGAAUGUGAGAUUCAGUUGCUGAAAAAUCUGCUGCAUGAAAGAAUUGUUCAGUAUUAUGGCUUCUUGAGAGAUCCACCAGAAAGAACACUCUCUAUAUUCAUGGAAUAUAUGCCUGGGGGUUCCAUCAAAGACCAAUUGAAAUCAUAUGGAGCACUCACAGAGAAUGUGACUCGUAAAUACACGCGGCAGAUUUUGGAAGGAGUUCACUAUUUGCACAGUAAUAUGAUUGUCCAUCGAGAUAUUAAAGGAGCGAAUAUUCUGCGAGAUUCAGCAGGCAACGUAAAGCUUGGUGACUUUGGUGCCAGCAAACGACUGCAGACUAUCUGUCUCUCUGGUACAGGAAUGAAGUCUGUCACAGGAACUCCAUACUGGAUGAGUCCAGAAGUUAUUAGUGGAGAAGGAUAUGGCAGAAAAGCAGAUAUCUGGAGCGUAGGCUGUACAGUGGUAGAAAUGCUCACUGAGAAGCCCCCGUGGGCAGAGUUCGAAGCAAUGGCUGCCAUCUUUAAAAUUGCCACUCAGCCAACCAACCCCCAGCUACCACCUCAUGUCUCCGACCACGCUCGGGAUUUCUUGAAACGGAUUUUUAUCGAGGCCAAGCUGCGACCAUUUGCAGAUGAACUGCUAAGACACACGUUUGCACACUAUCACUAACAGCCUGCCUCAACUCAGCUUGCAUCUACUGCAUUUAUUUUCUAUUUGACUGCACUUUUAUUUUUAUUUUUUACAAAAAAAGGAGAAAAAAGACAAGAGAGAGAAUAUUCUCUUGAAUCUUUGUUUCACUUAGAUUGUAAACAAUCUAAAUUUUGUAUCUAAAAUGAGAAUCUUCUCUCCCCGGCUCCCACCAGGACUAGAACUUUUAGUUUCUCUAAUGUACUGAUGUGGUUCAUGUAGAUAAAGCACUUUAGUACAUAUUUGUUCCUUAUUUAAAGGCGGGGGGAGGGGGGGAAGACAAAUGUUCAGACAGUCAGGAACUGUGUGACUUUUUCUGACACCGCUGACUGACUCAGGGUGCAGGGAAAAAUAGACAUGCAGCUAAAGAAUAAGAAGGUUACUUCUCUGUGAUUCUUCUUUAUAUUGUCGGUACUUGCAGCAGAGAGUUCUAAGUUCUUAUUAUAUUUUAGCAUUUUAAUCAGUUUCUGGAUUUUUACAGUUUAAGCUGGAACACGUUUCUGACAUGCUAAUGAUAAAGCUGGA
Molecule: messenger RNA, 1587 nt
Organism: Antrostomus carolinensis (chuck-will's-widow)
Lineage: Eukaryota; Metazoa; Chordata; Aves; Caprimulgiformes; Caprimulgidae
Product: mitogen-activated protein kinase kinase kinase 2
Exons: 6
Biological process (GO): protein phosphorylation
Molecular function (GO): protein kinase activity; ATP binding
Source: RefSeq, a predicted model, not a curated record